CCGUUAAAUGCAUCUCUUCCCAUCCAGAAGACCUGGGAGGUCUAUUCCCUAUAGCUCUUUACAGAAGGGUUGUUAAAGCUCCUCGGGGAGUUCUCGGGCACUAUAGAAAUGCAUCAGCUUGUUAUUUCAGAGGGACAGGGAUGAGCCUUGCCUGGCAAGCAGGGGAUGAAAAGGAGAAGGGGAGCAGACCCAGGGCCAGCAGAAAGGGGUGGCUGGUGAUGGGGAAAGAGGGUUAAAAGUGUCCCAUUGUUAGGGAAGUUUGCUCUGCUUCAGACCAUCCAGCUCCCAGGGCCACUGUGCUGCCUUUUGAAGUGCAACCUUAGGCGGUUCCUUGUCACCCAUUGGAGAGGGAGCUUUUUUACCACAUUAAGUCAUUGGGUAGCAAAUGAAUGGGGGGGUUUUGACUAUUCACAACUUCACCUUAUAAAUAUCAGGGUUGGUGGCUCCUGCAGCUUCCCUCCACCCCGAAGCUCACCUUGGGAAGGAGCAGAGGGAGGCGGCCCUGCUCACUCGGGACCUGUGGUGCAGAGAGCUACAGACCAGCACAAGGGAUCCAACCUUCUCCUUGUGACAGCCAUGAAGAGAAGCACCUUCCUCAUCCUCUCCAUCGCAGGGCUCUUCGGUGCCAUCCUCCACGCAGCAGCAUGGUCUGUGAAUAACUUUCUGAUGACAGGACCUAAGGCUUACCUGACGUACUCCAGCAGCGUGGCGGCCGGCGCUCACAGCGGGAUGGAGGAGUGCAAGUUCCAGUUCGGAUGGGAGCGCUGGAACUGCCCCGAGAGCGCCCUGCAGCUCUCCACACACAACCGGCUCCGCAGCGCCACCCGGGAAACGUCCUUCGUGCACGCCAUCAGCUCUGCUGGUGUCAUGUACACCCUCACCAGGAACUGCAGCAUGGGGGACUUUGAGAGCUGCGGCUGCGAUGACUCCAGGAACGGCCGCGUCGGUGGCCGAGGCUGGGUCUGGGGAGGAUGCAGCGACAACGUGGAGUUUGGGGAGAGGAUUUCCAAGCUCUUUGUGGAUGCUCUGGAAACAGGACACGAUACCCGGGCACUGAUCAACCUGCACAACAAUGAAGUCGGGAGGCUUGCUGUGAAAGCCACGAUGAAGCGAACCUGCAAGUGCCACGGCGUGUCCGGGAGCUGCAGCAUCCAGACCUGCUGGCUCCAGCUCGCCGAGUUCCGCGAGAUCGGGAACUACCUGAAGAUAAAAUACGACCAAGCCCACAAGCUGGAGAUGGACAAGAGGCGGAUGAGAGCCGGCAACAGCGCCGACAGCCGCGGGGCCACGGCAGAGACCUUCCACCACGUCCAUGCCACGGAGCUGGUCUUCCUGGAGGACUCUCCCGACUACUGCACCAGGAACGCCAGCCUGGGCCACCACGGCACCGAGGGCCGCGAGUGCCUGCAGACGGGCAAGAACCUCUCGCAGUGGGAGCGGAGGAGCUGCCGGCGGCUGUGCACUGAGUGCGGUCUGAGGGUCGAGGAGAGGAGGACCGAGGUGGUGGCCAGUUGCAACUGCAAGUUCCACUGGUGCUGCACGGUGCGGUGCGAGCAGUGCCGGCAGCUGGUGGCCAAGCACUUCUGCACCCGGCGCGACACCGCGGCGCCCAACCACGUCAAGCAGAGGAACAAGGGUCAUAAGAGAUAAAGGGGCAGAUGUGGUGCCCAAGGAGGACACCUUGGUGGUGUCCCUGUUGCUUGGCAGCCACUGGUGGAGCUGGGGUGGGAGGGAGCAUCCCCAGGGUCCAGAGGGACCUGCUGAGGAUGGAUGCUGUGAGAUUAGGAAGCACAAAGUGCAGGCGCUGAGGGACCACGGUCCUCCUUGCUUCCAUGGUGGGUCUUCAGUGUUUACUAGUAGUAAAUGUUUACUAAUA
Molecule: messenger RNA, 1876 nt
Organism: Pezoporus occidentalis (night parrot)
Lineage: Eukaryota; Metazoa; Chordata; Aves; Psittaciformes; Psittacidae
Gene: WNT8A
Product: Wnt family member 8A
Exons: 6
Coding region: 577-1650 (357 amino acids)
Biological process (GO): canonical Wnt signaling pathway; cell fate commitment; neuron differentiation
Cellular component (GO): extracellular region
Molecular function (GO): frizzled binding; cytokine activity
Source: RefSeq, a predicted model, not a curated record